Orcinus orca (killer whale) is the source of this 1335-nucleotide messenger RNA. It is a transcript of the gene SETD9, whose product is annotated as SET domain containing 9. NCBI's taxonomy places the organism in Eukaryota, Metazoa, Chordata, Mammalia, Artiodactyla, Delphinidae. Gene Ontology annotation, molecular function: protein binding. The transcript is spliced from 6 exons. The record is from RefSeq and is a predicted model, not a curated record. Bases 24 to 923 code for a protein of 299 amino acids.
CUUCACGGCACCACAGAACAGCCAUGCCGGGCCGCCUGCUGCGCGGCCUCCGGCAGCGAUGGCGUCGUUACAAGUACCGCUUCGUACCCUGGAUCGCGCUGAACCUAAGCCACAACCCGAGGACCCUCCGAUACGUUCCAGAGGAAUCCAAAGACAAAGUUAUCUCAGAUGAAGAGGUCCUAGGAACAUUACUGAAAGUUUUCCAGGCUCUAUUCGUAAAUGAUUUCAAUAAACAAUCAGAUAUCUUGACUGUGUUUCCAGAACCUGUUAAAUCAAAAUAUCAAGACCUACUGUCAGUUCAGCAUCCAGGGGUGAAACAGCUUGAAUACAGACAUCAACAGCAAAAUACCUUUACACCAGAAGAAAUUCUUUAUAAGACAUUGGGUUUCAGUGUCACCCGAGCACCUAGCACAUUGAUUUCGGCUGGAAAAGGUGUCUUCGUUAACAAAGGAUUGGUACCAAAAGGCGCGGUUGUAUCUAUGUAUCCUGGUACAGUAUAUCAAAAGUACGAGCCAAUCUUUUUCCAGUCCAUUGGAAAUCCGUUUAUUUUUAGAUGCCUGGAUGGGGUACUCAUUGAUGGAAAUGACAAAGGAAUAUCAAAAGUCGUGUAUAGAUCUUGCAAUGGGAGGGAUCAACUUGGCCCUUUAAAAAUGAGUGAUAGUACAUGGCUAACGUCAGAAAUUCAUAAUCCACUGGCUGUAGGACAGUACGUCAACAAUUGUUCAAAUGACAGAGCAGCUAAUGUCUGUUAUCAGGAAUUUGAUGUGCCUGCAGUUUUCCCUAUAGAACUGAAGCAGUAUCUUCCAAACAUUGCGUACAGCUAUGACAAACAAAGUCCACUUCGAUGUGUCAUUCUUGUCGCACUCAGGGACAUCAAACAAGGAGAAGAGCUUUUUUCAAACUACUAUACAAUUGUCAGCUAACUGUAUGAAAUUAGGUUUUCUAUUCAGCUACUGAGUUAAUUCUAAAUGUUUUUGUUGUUUCUCUGAGUUCCACCUGCAGAGCAAAUAUUUUGAAACCUAAUUGGAGUGGGAACUUUUUAGUUUUUAUUGAUAUUUGUGUUUCAGUUCCAUCAUGAAAACUAUUUGCUUCAUUACAAUUUCAAAUUUGUAAUGCAAUUCCAGUGUUAAUUGGUUUUCACCUAAGUACACAGUAGUUUACUAAAUUAAAACCCACUGUCUGAACUUACAGUUUCAACUUUUCUUUUGUAUAUUUUGAUUAUCUCUGUGGUGGUUUAUCGAAUUUUAGCCAAGUCAUCAGCAAUUCUUGUACUAUUGAUGUGUACUAACUUCCAUAAAGACUUAAUUUUUCCAGAAUAUUCUAAAACCAAAAAUA